Molecule: messenger RNA, 981 nt
Organism: Cylindrotheca closterium
Lineage: Eukaryota; Bacillariophyta; Bacillariophyceae; Bacillariales; Bacillariaceae
Source: the annotation of a GenBank genome assembly
AUGCCUCCAGCAGCAGCUAUAGUUGAUUGCGAAUCCGUUGAAUGUAUUCAUGAUGUUGGAGGCAUAGAAGUUGAGCAUAUAGCUCUUCCUGGAGGACGAUCUAGACAUACAAAGAUAACUGCUUCACCAAGAGAUUUUAUCAUCGAAGAAGAAAGAAGGCGAUUCGCCUACCUUCAGUCAAUGACAGUGGGAUUAACCGGAAUGGCUUACAGCUUUGACUCUGUGGAUGAGAUUGACGAGGAUUCGAAUGAAGCGAAAUUAAUCAAGAGUAUUGCCCAGCGUGCAAUCGUUGCUGCUGACGAUGCGCCGAUGCCACAUGAAACAGAGGCUCGAUACUUGGAGGUUCUGGAUAGGCACAUUGAGAAGACAGAGCCAGAUUUGUCGUCUUUUGCAGCCUUAGAAGGUGAUAUUGAUGAUGUACAUCCACACAAAAACAGAGCAAGAGUAGAUGAAAUAAUGGAGCACCUGAUUGACUCCUCUUGUUGUCAAUGCAGUACCUCCGGCCCAGUACACAGACCACUACGGUCUGCAUUGAAAUCUCCGAAAUGGUCUGAUCCUGGAAUGUAUCACGCAUCAGCAACGGAUAAUAGAUCAAAAUUGUAUUCGGUGACGUUCCAAAAUGUUGACAUUCAGGAGUUCUCCAUGACUUUGGGCGAUCACCCGGCAGCUUGUUCUGGUCCUCCAGUCAGAUUAGACUGGGAUGUGAGUCUAAAGUUUUAUGAGAUCAAUCUUGAAGAAUAUGAAAACCUGCGGCUACCAAGACGCAACAGGAAAGAACUGAAAUUGAGCCUCCAACAAAGACAUAAUAUUCUGGUCAAAGAGCGAGGGUUCUCUUUUGAAGAAGUAAAGGGGGCCUGGCAUGACGCUUUGGAAAUAAGAAGACAACGCAAAGAAACCUUAGAGCGCGGCUUGGCGCUCAUGAAAUGGGAUGAAGUUUGGGAGAGCACCUGCCGGAAGUUCACUCGAUUAGUGGACUAUUAG